Acytostelium subglobosum LB1 is the source of this 1365-nucleotide messenger RNA. RefSeq lists its product as hypothetical. The record is from RefSeq and is a predicted model, not a curated record. NCBI's taxonomy places the organism in Eukaryota, Evosea, Eumycetozoa, Acytosteliales, Acytosteliaceae. The transcript has a single exon. Bases 1 to 1365 code for a protein of 454 amino acids.
AUGAUUGAUGUCGAUGAGGAUUGGCAACAACAGGUACUUGAAGUACAUAAUAUAAAGAGCUUGAAGUUCAGCGACCUUGGAUCAUCAAGUGAUGGCCAGUCCGACCCGAAUCCCGCCUUUUGGGAGAGGACCCGACCAUUCCUUGGAACAUUAUCAUCAUUGCGCAACGUCAAUGACAUCUCUCUGGACAUGUCCAAGGACCCUUCAACGUACUCGACGAUGUUGCAACAUGUACCAAUUACAAAGUUGACCGUGGACUAUGAGGAUGAUUGGACCCCUCGCCUCAACAUGUGGCCCACGACAUUGACUCAUCUCACACUGAAUGGCAUGUUCGAUUGUAGUCUCAACAAUGCGUUGCCACCAUGCUUGAAGGAGUUGGAUAUGAUGUAUACGACCAUUUGGGACAUGCCGAUUACACCUGGUGGAUUGCCCGCAACACUUGAGCUUCUGUACCUCGGCCAAAGGUUCAAUCAACCGAUAUUGCCAAGCGCGUUGCCACCAGCACUCAAGACGUUGUUCGUUGGUUCCAUGUUCAAUCAACCACUUGACCAGCCAGGCCAGUUGCCAGCAUCGCUUACAUCCUUGGACACAUCAUUCAGCAAGCACUUCAAUAAGACGCUGAACAACCUGCAAGCCAAACUCACCGACCUGUCGCUCUGCAGCUCGUUCCAACAUUCCAUCGACAGCCCACAUCUCGAGACCUUAUACAUUGGCUGGUCUCACUUCAUGUUCACACCCGAAGCUAUAUAUACCCGUCUGACUACACUCAGUCUCAGCCAGACAAGUCGCGCGUUGAUCGCAUCAAUCACAUCCCGCGCCUUCCCAAGUCUUUGCGACUGUAGCAUCCACGGCAUUUACGAUGCAGACUGCGAAUCACCGUUGGACAUGACACACCUACCUCUAACACUGACCAGAUUGUAUACCAAUGCGUACGGUCCAAUCGUGCUACCACAGGGUAUCCAGCGACUUGAUCUAAUGUGUAGUAGUGCAGACUUUGUCCUGGUGCCAGGGAUGAUUCCAGAAUCAGUGACAGCACUUCGAUUGUUAAAGUAUUGGCACAAGUUGGAUGUUACGGCGAUACCAACUACUUCACUAAGGAUGCUGGCGAUUGAAGCUUAUGGUAGUCUCACUGUACCUCUACGCAUGCUACCACCUCGCACCAGCAAUGUCAAUCAUGUCGUGCAGCCAAUACUAGACCAUCUCUCUACAACGUUGGCCAGCAUAACAUCAUUCAUACUGCCUAUUGGUGGACGUGACAUCUACCAACUGACACGUAUAUCCGAUACAUUAUUCUUCAGACACUCUAUCCAAUUGUCUGUCUGUGGAUUCGUCCAUCUUGACGAAUUGCGCAAAGCAGAUACUUAG